Molecule: messenger RNA, 621 nt
Organism: Penicillium digitatum Pd1
Lineage: Eukaryota; Fungi; Ascomycota; Eurotiomycetes; Eurotiales; Aspergillaceae
Source: RefSeq, a predicted model, not a curated record
AUGCAAUUCGACGCUUACCUACCAAACUUCCAAAACAUUGUUGAACAGUCUGCCAUUGCACCGAAAGCCUCGGUGCGAUCAGACGGCACCCAACCACCAUUUACAUUUGACCUUAACGUUGGUCUUCCGCUUUGGUUCACCAGUCUUCGCUGCCGUGAACCGCGUACCCGACGUGCGGCCCUGGCUCUACUUCGUCAAGCGCCCUUGGUGCAAGGGUUUUACCAAUGCUCAAUGUGGGCAGCCGUAGGCGAAACGAUAAUGGAGCUAGAAGAAUCGUACGCAAUGGCAAAAAAAGUAGCCUAUCAUUCACCCAAUUCCGGUACACUGGAUCUCAAAGAUGGACCAAUUCCUAGCUUCGAACUUGCCGCAAGCUCGUACUCUGCUCUUGCGGAUAUGGGAUCGACAACACCAACAGCACUGUUUAUCCCAGAGGAGGUGCGCAUCGGACCCAUUGCUGCUUUUCGGCCAAUAGAUGGCUUCCCCUCUGGAACCACAGAGGCAGACAUCGCAAAGUGGAACCGGGGCCCAGACCAAGUCUUUCUACGGUAUUCCCGGAGCGAGCGCGGCAUGGGUGGCAAUUCUUAUCGGGUUGUGUACGAAUACGUCCCUUUUGACUUCUGA